This is a messenger RNA of Cynara cardunculus var. scolymus (artichoke), 408 nucleotides long. RefSeq names its product ctenidin-3-like. NCBI's taxonomy places the organism in Eukaryota, Viridiplantae, Streptophyta, Magnoliopsida, Asterales, Asteraceae. Bases 1 to 408 code for a protein of 135 amino acids. The record is from RefSeq and is a predicted model, not a curated record. The transcript is spliced from 2 exons.
AUGGGGAUGGUGGGGCCAGAGGGGGUGGGCGGUAAUGGCAUGGUGGUCGGUAAUGUGAAGGGACAGUGGGGGUUGUUGGGGAGUCAAGGGUGGGGCAUGGCGAGGGGCGGGAUGGGUGAGGUGGUAGCUGCGAUGGGUGAGGUGGUAGUGGGAUGGCUGAGGGGAGGUGGUGAUUGUGGCGGACGGCAGUGGCGGCGGCCUUGGACAGUGGUGGCCAGUGGUAGUGGUGAAGAUGGUGGUGUGGAGGAUGUAAAUAUGGUUGACAGAGGUAGGUCUGAUGGUGGUGGUUAUGGAGGUAGAUGUGGUAGUUGUGGAGGAGGUGGUAGUGGUAGCUGGUGGUGGUGGAGGUGGUCGGUGUUGUACGAGAAUGGCGACGGUAGUGGUGGAGGUGGUGGCUGUGACCAUUAA